AUGACACCGGUGACUCUAACAGCUAAUGAACGGCACCGCGUGGAAGGUUUGUACCAGGUGUGCAAUCCAUACCAUCUUCUGCUGACAGAAGAACCUUUCAACCACCACCGUUCGCCACUGUACGCACAGGGCCAGCUGCUCCACCCCCAGCCCACGGUGUACGAGGGGCCCCCUGGCAGCUACUUCGGCUUCUCCCUGGAUUUCUACGUGACCAAGGACAGGACAAGCGUGGCAGUGGGGGCUCCCCGCGCCAACACCUCGCAGCCUGGAGUGGUCGAGCCUGGUGCUGUCUUCCUCUGUUCCUGGCCGCCUGAAGACCCCCCGUGUGACCCUGUCCCCUUUGACACUGCGGGGGAUGAGACGGAGACCAGUAGCUCCAUGAAGCUCCAUGUCUACAAGUCCAACCAGUGGCUGGGGGCCUCCGUGACCAGUUGGCAUGGCACACUGGUGGCCUGCGCCCCGCUGCAGCACUGGAACGCCAUCCAGGAGGACCUCGAGGCUUUCCGCACCCCAGUGGGUGCCUGCUUCAUGGGAGCCGCAGGGCUGCGCCGCUUCGUCUGGUACUCGCCCUGCCGCAGCACCCAAAUGGCCUCCGUCUACAAGGAGAACAAAUACAUCCUUGACCAGCGCUACUGCGAGUUGGGCUUCAGCGCGGCUGUCACCUCGGAUGGCAUGCUGGCGCUGGGUGCCCCCGGCGGGUACUACUUCAGGGGGCUCCUCUAUUUGGGCAAAUUGGAUUCCAUCCUCGCCCGCUUCCAUGGCAAGUCCCUGGUUUGGAUAGAGGGCCCCAGGCGCCCCACGGUAGAGCAGACAUCCGUGGACUACGAGGACGGGUACCGGGGGUACUCGGUGGCCGUGGGCGAGUUCGACGACAAUCCCAAAACCAAGGAGUACGUGGUGGGGGUCCCCAACAAAAGCAACACGACAGGCGAGGUGGAGAUUUUCAGUGAGGGGAUGAGCCUGCGCCGGAUGCAGGGCAUCGCCAGCGAGCAGGUGGCUUCGUACUUCGGGCACACGGUGGCUGUGGCCGACAUCAACGGGGACGGGCGGGAUGACAUUCUGGUGGGCGCCCCGCUCUACAUGGAGCGGCAUCCCGAGGGCAAGCUCUCCGAGGUUGGCCGCCUCUACCUGUACCUGCAGCGGGGACAGUGGUCCUUCGCCAAGCCCCCCCAGACCCUGACGGGCACCCACCCCUAUGGCCGCUUCGCCUCCGCCAUCGCCAGCCUGGGGGACCUGGACAAGGACGGCUACGGCGAUGUGGCGGUGGGCACCCCGUUUGGGGGUGACAGCGGCAGUGGGCAGGUCCUCAUCUUCCGCGGGCAGAGGGAAGGGCUCGAGCCAGUGCCCACCCAGCGCCUCAACAGCCCCUUCCCUGGCCCCGCUGCCUUCGGCUUCGCCCUGCGCGGUGCCACGGACUUGGACGGCAACGGCUACAUGGAUCUGCUGGUCGGGGCUUUUGGGGCCGCCAAGGUGGCCGUGUACCGGGGACAGCCCGUGGUGGUGGCCCAGGCACAGCUGAGCGUCCCCAGUGGGCUGAACCCUGAGAAGAUGGCGUGUGUCCUGCCCGACUCCGACACCCACGUCAGCUGCUUCCCCGUGGUGCUGUGUGUCAGCGUGACGGGUCAGAACAUCCCCCAGAGCAUCCGCCUUGAUGCCGAGCUGCAGCUGGACCGGCUGAAGCAGAAGCUGUCCAGGAGGGUGCUCCUGCUGCAGGGCCACCAAGCAUCCUGGCACCGGAUGCUGGUGCUGGCCGUGGGGACGUCCCCGCUCUGCCACAACCUCACUGCCUACCUGCGGGACAAGGCUGACUUCAAGGACAAGCUGAGCCCCAUCGUCACCAGCCUCAGCCUGGCACUGGCCUCGUCACCGGGUGCCCAGGGGCUGGGGCUGGUGCUGUACGGGGACACCCUGGUGCAAGCGCAGACCCACAUCGUGCUGGAGGACUGCGGGGAGGACAACGUCUGCGUCCCUGACCUCAGCCUCGCCGCCCACACGCCAGGCACCCGCCUGCUGAUCGGGGCUGAGAACGUGGUGUGCCUGCACGCCCGUGCCACCAACGCGGGUGAAGGUGCCUUCGAGGCCGAGCUGCGGGUGCAGCUCCCAGAGGACACCUACUACCAGAAAGCCCUCAGUAACAUCCAGGAGAAGCUGAGCUGCAUCCCCAGGAAGGAGAACGGGAGCCGCGUGGUGCUCUGCGAGUUGGGCAACCCCAUGAAGGCAGGCGCCCAGAUCACUGUGGACAUGGAGCUGAGCGUGACUGGGCUGGAGGAUGUGGGCGAUGCCAUCACCUUCCAGCUCCAGCUCAGGAGCAAGAACAGCCCCACCAGUGCGGUGGUGACGGUGGUGGUGCCCGUGGAGGCGCAGGCGGCGAUGGAGCUGCGAGGGAAGUCCCUGCCCACCACCAUGGUGCUGCCCACGAGCUGGCACGGGGCGGAGGGCAGCCGCCGGCUGGAGGACCAUGGCAUCCGCGUGGAGCACGUCUACCAGCUCCACAAUAAGGGCCCGGCCACCGUCACCAAUGUCAGCCUGCGCCUCGACGUCCCCACUGAGAUCAAUGGCCGCAUCCUGUUCUACCUGCUGGAGCUGGGCACCGAGGGUGGCAUCAGCUGCGCCCAGCCACCCGACCUCAAUCCCAAGCAGCUGGAAAUGCCCCAACCCACAGGCGUGGGACCCCGCAACGGCACCCACCGGCGGGAGCGCAGGGAGGCGGGUGAGCCGGUGGCCAUGGCGCUGGAGAAGCCCAUCCCUGUGGACUGUGGCAAUGCCACCUGUGUGGAGGUGACGUGCUGGGCACCCAGCCUGGCCAAGGACCAGCGGGUGCUGGUGAGCGUCCGCGCCCUGCUCUGGAUGGACACCUUGCAGCAGCGGGAACACCUCUUGAAGCAAUUCCUCGUCCAGUCACGGGGCUUCUUCAACACCUCAGCCAUGCCCUACCGUGUCCGGCCCCACGCCCUGCCCACCGGCAAGGCCGAGGCUGCCACUGAGGUGAUGCGCGCCAGCCCCGAUGGCAAGCGGGACGUGCCGGUGUGGUGGGUGGUGCUGGGCGUCCUUGCGGGGCUCCUGCUCCUCACCCUCCUCAUCCUCCUCAUGUGGAAGAUUGGCUUUUUCAAGAGGACCCGGCCACCCAUGGAGGAGGACACGCAGGAGCCGGGACAGGCCCGGGAGAUGGGGGGCACCCAGAGCUAG
Messenger RNA from Cygnus atratus (black swan), 3186 nucleotides. RefSeq names its product integrin subunit alpha 2b (gene ITGA2B). Gene Ontology annotation, molecular function: integrin binding. The record is from RefSeq and is a predicted model, not a curated record. Lineage: Eukaryota; Metazoa; Chordata; Aves; Anseriformes; Anatidae. The transcript has 32 exons. The coding region runs from base 1 to 3186 and encodes 1061 amino acids. Gene Ontology annotation, biological process: cell-cell adhesion; cell-matrix adhesion; integrin-mediated signaling pathway. Gene Ontology annotation, cellular component: external side of plasma membrane; integrin complex.